AUGCAAAAAUUCUAUGAAGCUACCAGACAAAAUAAAGAAAUUAUGCAUACUGCUUUUGGAAGACAACUAAGACUAACAUGGGAGAUGAUUGAAGAAACUGUAAACCUUGAUAUGAAAUACUACUGUGAAAGAGUUCAAGGAGAUAUUUAUAUUAUCCACGGAGAUAUUGAUGAAAUUUGUCUUUAUGCAGGCUCUUUAGAGUAUGUACGAUUUUUAAAAGGAAAAUGCAGGGGGCAUUUCACGCUAAGCUGCGAUCAUUUAUAUUUUGGGGUGUUUGAUGAAGUAGCUGGAAUUAUUGAAAAUAUUAUGUCUAAAUAA
Blepharisma stoltei is the source of this 318-nucleotide messenger RNA. The record is from the annotation of a GenBank genome assembly. Lineage: Eukaryota; Ciliophora; Heterotrichea; Heterotrichida; Blepharismidae.